UUACUGCGUGCAUGUCAGUUGAACGGCGACGCCGCACUAGACGUACCUGGCAGCACGCUUCCCCGACUUUCGGCGUCGCGAUCGUCUUGUGCCUCAGAAGGAUAAAGGCUUUCGCGAAAGGGUUUAAACGUGAGUUUGCGCUUGGACUAGUCGACAAACAAGAAGGAGAGGAAGCAUAGAGUAAAUUCCGAAGAGAAUUGAGUCGAGCCUCAGUCGAGAAGGAGCAUCGUUAUUGUAAAGUUACUUUCGAAGUGUCACGAGCGGUUGAAGUUUACGAACGUUUCACGAGACCAACGGAUACUCAUGGAUUUAACGUAACGAGCGCAAACACGGAAAAAACCUAUAAAAGACUUGGAGGAGAAUUAGAGGUUGAAGAUAAGUAAAAGAUAAACAUUGGUUCAACUUAAAUUUCGUUAGUUGGAUCUUCUGUCGUGUGACUUCAGAAGUGACGCUCAGAUCGUUAUUAACUUCUCAAUAGUAAUAAAGCUUCGGGUAAUAAGGAAGAGACUUCCUUUGCUUUUCCGCUAACUCGCACCUUGGGGCUUUAACCGCAAGCUCAGAGAGAGGGAGAGAGAGAGAGAGAGAGAGAGAGAGAGAGAGAGAAGAGGAUACAAGAGAGGGAGAGAAUUUCACCGCAGCUCGUCGAAGACGCUCCGAACUUUCGAGCAGGAAGCUUCAGGUCGUGGCAACGACGCUCGGCGAAAUUGUUUGCACGGAGUUUUCGCAUCAGGCUAAGCCUUCAUUGGAGCGUCAGCCUCAGGGUGGGGGACUGUUUGGUGUGUUGGAAGAAGAAGACGUUAAAUAAUAAAAACGCUUAAAGUGACCGAGUGUCGGGAACAGAGAAGUCGACUAUCGCGUGAAGACUAGGAUGACAUCAGCGACGAUGAUCUCGACGAGAGUUUUCCUGCCUGUCACCCUCGUGGCUCUUGUACUUUGCAUCGGGGUUACACAGGCUGUCAGGUGCUACAAAUGUGGACAGUACAACGAUGGGGUUGGCAGUAUCACCCCCUGCAUCAAUCACACAGCUCAAAUGCAUCUGAAGGAGUGUCCUUCUUCUUCCGAAUGGUGUAUCAAAUACGUCAGUGAGGGUUCUACCGUGAGGGACUGCGUGACGACCUGCGUUGAGAAGGAGACCUGGAGCACGAGGAGCUAUUGCUGCAACGAAGACGGAUGCAACUCUGGACACUCUCUGACAUCGAGUUCGGCCACCAUCUGCAUCUUCGCAGCGGCUCUCAUCCUCCUUGGACACAGUCUUCGUGGCUAAUACGUCCAUCCUGACGAGUGAGGAUCAUCCCCGAUCAUCGAAUCCCAUCAUCAAGUUGAAGUCCUUCAGCGAGUAGUGCCACGAGGUUGAGUUCACACUAGACAUUUUAUCUCUGACCGAGAUAGGCCACGUUCAGACAUUCAACAAUCUAUAUAUAGCUACUUCCGGUAGGAAUUAAAAAAAAGGUAUCCCUUUGUCUAUCUCUGUUCCUCCUCUUCUCUGUCUAUUAUUCCACUCCUGGUCCAAACUUUUCGUUUGUGUUUGAUUUUACAUUUUUUUUUUUUUUUCAACUUUUCUCUACCUGGGCUAACUGUACGGGUAUCCGGGCGGAAACCGAUGGAACGAAUUAUCGGACGAACGAUUAUACGAGGGAGACACGCUGGAAGGAUUUUCGGACGGGCCUGUACCUACAACCUACCACGUAGGUAAAAUUGAAAUCAGAACAUUCGGCAGAGCUUUUUCGGAACGCGGAGAAAGCUCGUCCAGGCAGAAUUCAAUCUCGCGACAAGCGAACGGCUCGCCUGGGUUUAUUCCUUUUUUGAGGACCUUCUUCACUUUUUACUUGAAACUCUUUCGUUUUCUUUUUUCGAUUCCGCCAUUCCUUUGGACGCUGUUACGACCAAUGUCUGUAAAGUAGGUAGGUAGGGAGGUACCGUCCGUCUGGUAGAUUUUUAAAUAUCUUUCAUUUAUAUUCGGUUAACUACAAAAGGGCUGACGUAUCCUUAUCCUUGGUUGAAUCACGAUGCGUGAUCUUGUUCCUGGACCCGAGUCACUGCUUUAUGAGAAUGUGCAGGCGGCAGCAUCAGCAUCAUCACCAAUAUCGACACUUGCGGCAGUUUCAUAUCCUAUCUGUCUCUUGAACCGCCCGGGUCUAUUGAAUUUAUUCAGAAAGUUUAUAUCUCUUGUUUUUUAAAUGUAAAUUCCUCCUUUUUUUACUGCGGCUGGCUGCUAUAUUUAAAAAAAUGUCUUUACGUUAAAAAGGAUAUGGUAACGAAAAGUAAUCUAGGGUCGAUAAUACAUUGGCAAUUGGUGUUUAUCUGUAAAUAAAGUGAUCUCGGGUUUGGUUAGGAUCAAUCGAAUAAACUUUUGUUUCGUUUGGUGUAUUGGUAUAGUCGAUUUAUGCUAAAACGAAGAAGUUCUCUACUCUUUUAUAUACGGAGCUGUGAAAUGUUGGCACCCUUGAUAAGACACUCACUCUAUGGACGGACUGUACUUAUACGAUUUAAGUAUAGUUAUACGGUGUAGGAUUAUAGGUUCUUUGUCAUUUUCAAAAUUGUGUAUCUUUCGAAACGUACGAAUUCACAUGAAAACUUGGAUCGAUGCUUUCAGGGAUUUAUGGAAUUUAAUACAAUACUCUGUUUUAGUAAUUUGUCCAGUUACUUUAAACGUGACUUAUGCGUCUCGUAGAUAUACAAUUUGAAAAAUAGAGAAAGGCACAUAUAACAAAACGAACUGCAAAAAAAGGACAAAAAAUAUAUCACGAAGUUACGUCACAAGCAUGAGCGCAAAGAUACGAAUAUAAAAAGAAAAGUAUAUGCUUGAUAAUUUUCAAUGUCAUUCCAAUAUUUUUGAAUGAUAAAAAAACCAAAUAAAAUUCAAAAGGACAUAAUUAAACACACGUAAUAUCCUCAGGCGAAUUUUUGCAGCUUGAAACGAAAAGACAUUCGACGUUCCACAAUCGGGACCGAUUCGUUUACUUUAUUUUUACUCCCUCUCCUCUUUCACUGUCUGACUACCGUCUUCAUCUGCGUAAAAGUUACACUUAUUACACUUAUUUUACUAUAUUAUACACUUUUUCAACUUUCGGCACGAUAUCUUGAGUUCCUAUAUUUUUUUUAAAUUUUCACAAAUAAAAGUCAUCCUGGUCAUA
Molecule: messenger RNA, 3134 nt
Organism: Cephus cinctus (wheat stem sawfly)
Lineage: Eukaryota; Metazoa; Arthropoda; Insecta; Hymenoptera; Cephidae
Exons: 4
Coding region: 869-1264 (131 amino acids)
Source: RefSeq, a predicted model, not a curated record